UGCAAGUCAACAUGGAGCUUGAAGUUACAAGAAAAUAAUAAUAAAUUAUAAAUAAGUCUCUGUUAAACAUGAAAUGUUUGUUUAAUUCUUUUUAUUGUAACUGUAAUAUCUCAUAAUAUAAAAUGUCUUCCAAAAGUGAGUUAAAAAAGUUGUCAGAGGAAAGCUUGACACGACAGCCAGAAGAAGUUUUCGAUAUAAUAUGCAAACUUGGCGAAGGGUCAUAUGGAAGUGUCUAUAAAGCACUUCACAAAGAAUCUGGUCAAGUGUUGGCAAUAAAACAAGUACCUGUAGAUACAGAUCUUCAAGAAAUUAUUAAAGAAAUCUCUAUAAUGCAACAAUGUGACAGUCCGUAUGUUGUUAAAUAUUAUGGCAGUUACUUCAAAAACACGGAUCUGUGGAUCGUUAUGGAAUAUUGUGGUGCCGGAUCUGUGUCUGAUAUUAUGAGAUUACGUAAAAAGACUUUGACUGAAGAUGAAAUUUCCACAAUUUUAUCUGACACUUUAAAAGGCUUGGAAUAUUUGCAUUUGCGAAGGAAAAUUCAUAGGGACAUUAAAGCUGGAAAUAUUUUAUUAAAUUCAGAAGGACAUGCCAAAUUAGCUGACUUUGGCGUAGCAGGACAACUGACGGACACCAUGGCCAAACGAAAUACUGUGAUUGGGACUCCGUUUUGGAUGGCUCCAGAAGUUAUACAGGAGAUUGGUUAUGACUGCGUAGCAGACAUAUGGAGUCUGGGAAUAACUGCCUUAGAAAUGGCUGAAGGAAAGCCACCCUACGGUGACAUCCAUCCUAUGAGGGCCAUUUUUAUGAUACCAACCAAACCUCCACCUUCCUUUAGGGAACCAGAUAAGUGGAGUGCAGAAUUUAUAGACUUUGUUAGUGUCUGCCUUGUCAAAAAUCCAGAGGAACGGGCUACUGCGACUGAUCUUUUGAACCACGUAUUUAUAGGAAAUGCCAAAGUCCCUAAUAUUUUGAACGGUAUGAUUCAAGAAGCUCACGAAAUUAGAGAAAAUCAGAGUUAUAGAAAUGUUAACUCCACUGCCAACGUGCCAGGGUUAAAACAAAAUAUAACGGAGGAAUCGGAUGAUGAAGUAGCAGUAGGAAACCAAACGAUGGUCCAAUGUACAGACGAAGGUACAUUAGUACCUAAUAAAGAUGGUACUUUAGUACCCAUGUCUCCUAGUGGUACACUAGUUGAACUAGAAUCGGAAUUAGGCACGAUGGUUAUAAAUAGCGAAGUAGAUGAACAGACAAUGAAAAGACAUGACACAGGCUCAGCACAAGCAGGUAAAAAGUAUAGACCAAUGUUCUUAGAACAUUUCGAUAAAAAGGAAGCGGACACUAAGCAAGGAAAUGGAGUUACAAGCCCCACUACAAUAGAUGGUACUGAAAUGACGGUUGAAGAACAGCGUUAUCAAAGCCGCUGUCAGCUACAAAUGAAUCAAGCACAGUCUCCACAACAAGCUCAACCUCAAGAACAGAAACCUCAGUUCCAUAGGCCAUUUUCAGAUGGGGAUUUUGAAUUUUUGAAAUGUUUGAGUUACGAGGAAUUACAGCAACGGAUGAAUACUCUAGAUUCAGAUAUGGAGAGAGAGAUAGACGAACUUAGAAGGAGGUAUCAAAUUAAGAGGCAACCCAUUUUAGACGCGAUGGAUACAAAACGUAAAAGGUCACAGAACUUCUAACUUAUCGGAAGUCGCAAUUUUAUGGUGCUCAAAAAGUUUCCAUUUUAUUUAAACUUGCCAUUUUAAUGAUUUUAUGUACAGUGUGUUUCAGCAGAAUAUGACAAACUGAUAAAUAAAAACAAAGUAUUCGAUCUCAAUUGUUGUGUAUUUUAAGGUUCGACGGUUAAAAUGUUCAAUUAUUUAUUUGUCCAAUUGUUCUAGUCACUUAAGAGCUUAUCAAUCAAAAUGAAAACGUAUAACUACGCGAAAACGAAACAUACUAUUUUAGUGACUUUUAUUAUUAAGAUAUUUCCCGAGUAGAGACUGCAAGUUUGAAUUUCUCGAAUAUUCAAGUACUUUGUCGUUAUUUUCUGAAGUACUCUGUAUAGUAAUACUUUUUGGGCAAACUGAAAGGUGUAUUGUAAAGUGUUCCUAAUCUUUUCGUACUUAAAUGGGUUGAUAAUUUUUAAUUUCUUUCUAAGUAUUCUAAUUUCAUUCAUACAAAAAAGUCAUAUCUAACAGUUUAGAGAUGAUAUUGUAUUGUAAAGUGAUAAUCUUUUUUAAUAAUUACAUAGUUUAAAUAUUGAAAUUUAUACGUUUCCUUUGAUUUUAAUAUGAGCUUUUACCCAUGUUAUUUUGUACAGUCAUUUCACUAUAAUUAUAACUUCUAGAUUUAACCUCUGUACGUUAAGUACGCUUGCUGUGCCUUUAGUAGACUAAGUAGUUGUAGAAUUAAGUAGGAGUGUAAUCAAUAUUUUUUGAUGAUCCCAAAUAAAAUUCUCAAUUAAC
Molecule: messenger RNA, 2450 nt
Organism: Anoplophora glabripennis (Asian longhorned beetle)
Lineage: Eukaryota; Metazoa; Arthropoda; Insecta; Coleoptera; Cerambycidae
Product: serine/threonine-protein kinase 3-like
Exons: 8
Coding region: 123-1682 (519 amino acids)
Biological process (GO): protein phosphorylation; intracellular signal transduction; protein tetramerization
Cellular component (GO): cytoplasm
Molecular function (GO): ATP binding; protein serine/threonine kinase activity
Source: RefSeq, a predicted model, not a curated record